AUGGAGUGCGCGGUGCGGGCUGCGUGGGUCGUGCUGGGCUUGUCCCUGGUGUGCUGGGGGCCGGGACCCUCGGGGGCUUCCGAGGCCGGAGAGGGAGCUCCAAAGCAUGUAGUUCUGAACCCAGUUCCAAAGAUGGAGAUUGGGAAGGAGUACAUGUUUAUAUGCCAAGUUUCUGAUGUGGCCCCCCUCAAGUACCUCACGGUGACCCUGUUCAAAGGAGGGAAAAAACUUCUGGUGAAGACAUUUGAGGAUUCGACUGCCACUGAAGCCCAAGAUGUUGUCGUGCUCCAUGUUGUCAGUGUGCAGAAGGAAGACCAUGGGGAGGAAGUCACCUGCCAGGCUGUUCUAGAUCUGAGACCAGACGGACCACUCUUUGAACUAGCCUCUCACACUGAAUUGCUGGACCUUGUUGAUUUCCCCAUGGAUCCCCAUCUCACAACCCCAUUGAUUGUAGAGACCGAUACUGAGAUAACUGUGACCUGUGAUGUAUCUGGAGUUUUUCCAGCCAAAGAGGUCAAGUUUGAGCUAUCCUAUGGAGGAAAGAGUCUGAGCCCUGAGGUCAGUGUAUCAGGAGAUAGUGCCAGUGCCCGGGGUCAAGUGUCCUUCUCAUCAGAAGGAACUCACAGUUUGACUUGCACAGUCUCUCUGGGACCAGUGAAGAGAACAGUAGAGGGAUCUGUGAAUGUAUACAGUUUACCUGCGCCUGUCCUGCGCCUUGUCCCUUCAGAAGUUGCUGCUGGUUCCACAGUGAUGGUCAACUGUACCUCUAAUGGUCCCGUGUCCCCAGGGGUUGUCAUGUGGCUUAGGGAUAACAAAGAAACCUUACUUUCCAGAGACUCUGACAACCUUUUAGUGCUGCAUGAACUGAAAACACAUGAAGAGGAUGAUGGGAGGAAAUUUGUGUGUGAAGUGCAGCGGAUGGUUGAUGGGCAGCGUGUUGUGAAACACAUCACUAAAAGUCUCAGCGUCUUCUAUGGUCCCAGGAUAAAUGCUUCUUCCUGCCCUAAUACAUUAACCUGGAAAGAGGGUGACAUGGAAACGUUGAACUGUUCAGCCUACGGAAACCCACCACCAAGUGUUGAAUGCAAGAAAGAUGGCACAUCUUAUAGUAUUGGGAUACCAAUAUCUGUCACCAGAGAACAUGAUGGCAUGGUUCGCUGCAAUGCCACUAAUCCAUAUGAUUUUGAUGAGAAAGUUGUGACCAUAGUUGUUGAAUGUAAGUUAAAUUCCUUACUCUAA
Messenger RNA from Anolis sagrei ordinatus, 1239 nucleotides. The record is from RefSeq and is a predicted model, not a curated record. Lineage: Eukaryota; Metazoa; Chordata; Lepidosauria; Squamata; Anolidae.